AUGCUCAGUUUAUAUCGCUUCUACCACUUCAGCACUCCAUCAAAGUCCGAUAUGUGCCGGCAAGGCCCGGGUUCGAUUCCCGGUGUCGGAAACAACCAUGUUUUUUUGCAGUUUGCUUGGAGUCGGUUGAGGCAUGGCAUUGAGCAGCCAAGGUGGGAAUUCUUGGUAGAUAUUUUGGUUGGGUCUUUGCGCCUCGGUGACAGCUCUAUCCGAGAAUCUCAAAAGCAGAAACGCCGCGUAUACUCGCAGUGA
Alternaria atra is the source of this 252-nucleotide messenger RNA. RefSeq lists its product as uncharacterized. The record is from RefSeq and is a predicted model, not a curated record. The transcript is spliced from 3 exons. Bases 1 to 252 code for a protein of 83 amino acids. NCBI's taxonomy places the organism in Eukaryota, Fungi, Ascomycota, Dothideomycetes, Pleosporales, Pleosporaceae.